Molecule: messenger RNA, 1358 nt
Organism: Manduca sexta (tobacco hornworm)
Lineage: Eukaryota; Metazoa; Arthropoda; Insecta; Lepidoptera; Sphingidae
Product: traB domain-containing protein-like
Exons: 9
Coding region: 437-1228 (263 amino acids)
Source: RefSeq, a predicted model, not a curated record
AUUGACCAUUCGCUAAUAUUGUCAUUUUGUCAUUGUGGAAGUUUAGACAAAUUUUAAUAAAAACAAGAAUACUCUUUAUCACGGACGAAUGUAAGUUGAAUAUCAUUACUAGGAAUUUAUAUAACAAUAAGAUAGAUUAAAGCCUUGAGAAAAUGGAUGCUGCCGAUGUUAUUCUAAAAAAUGAUAAGAUUAAACCUAGUGUAGAUUUAGAGGAAGAUCCUCUACUGCUAAGACCUCACACAUCAACUGUGAACAUAAUAAAUGAGUGCCAGAUGUUUAUAAAAGCAGAGGAUGGUGGUGGCGAUACGCACAUGAAUUUAACUGAUAAUAUGCCGCAAGAAAGCACUGAAAACCCAAAUUUGUAACAUCCACACCAGAUCAAAAGAAAGACAGUCCAUCAGACAAUCAGAUUGCCGAUUCAAACCCAGAAUGUGAUAUGGAAGAGAUUCCAGACUUGCCAGUAGAUGAGGGAAUGCCUAGUACAGUCACUGUUUUGGAAGCCCCUGAUGGUGGUAAAGUGUACUUAAUUGGUACAGCACAUUUUAGUCUGCAAUCUCAAGAAGAUGUAUCCAGGGUUAUACAAGAAGUGAAACCCCAUGUUGUCAUGGUGGAACUGUGUGAACAACGCACCAAUAUUCUCCUGCUUGAUGAAGAAAUUAUACUGAGAGAGGCUAAAAACAUUAACAUUAAAAAGAUCAGAGCAACAAUGGCUCAGAACGGUGUGUUCAAUGGAUUAAUGUACAUCCUCUUGUUGAAUAUGUCUGCACAUAUUACAAGGGAGUUGGGCAUGGCACCUGGUGGUGAAUUUCGACGCGCAAUGGCCGAGGCAAAGAAGAUUCCUAACUGUAUUGUACAACUGGGUGACAGAGCUAUAGAUAUAACAUUGCACAGAGCUAUAGCGUCGCUUUCGUGGGGACAAACUAUACGAUUUAUAUGGCACCUGCUAACUUCGAACCAGUCGAUAAGUUUGGAAGAAGUGGAGAAAUGUAAACAAAAGAAGAUGUUGGAUGACAUGUUAGAGGAGAUGGCGGAGGAAUUUCCGGCGCUCAAGCGCGUGUUCGUUGUUGAGAGGGACAUGUACCUCUGUCACUCGCUGCAGGUCGCCGCCUUGCAGCCGCGCCGCGAGCCAUGCCGCAUUGUGGGCGUGGUUGGCAUUGGUCACGUCGCCGGCAUCGUAGAGCAUUGGGGUAAAAUCAAACAGCAAGAUAUCCCCCCGCUAUUGAAGUAAGUAAGAUUUAAUAAAGUUAAAUUAACUGGCAAAAUCAAAUAAAUUGGACUUAAUUGUUUUAAAACUUUUUUAUUGGGCUCGCAUUUCUUGUGACCAAUCUGUCUUAGAUUUUCGUUCAGAUUUUUUGGUU